Abrus precatorius (Indian licorice) is the source of this 1254-nucleotide messenger RNA. RefSeq lists its product as uncharacterized. Gene Ontology annotation, cellular component: chloroplast. The record is from RefSeq and is a predicted model, not a curated record. The transcript has 7 exons. Bases 131 to 811 code for a protein of 226 amino acids. Lineage: Eukaryota; Viridiplantae; Streptophyta; Magnoliopsida; Fabales; Fabaceae.
AAUGUUAAUUUUCCUCCGUAGUGUUGCGAAACUGAAAAAUGUUAUGUGCAACACUACGACCCGAAAAAACAACACGGGAACAAAUCGCGCAAGGUAACGUAGGCGUGGCGAGCAAAAGCAAACAAUAACAAUGCCGUUGCCAACAACCGUUUCGCCUUUUUCUUCUUUCUCGGGCAUCUUUUUAUCCACCGUUACUGCGCGCUCUUCACUCCCGCCAAAACGCAACGUCUCUGCUUUUUCGAUUCUCUCUCGCAGGGACAUUGCUCUGCUUUCCUUCCUCUCUCUCUCUGCACCUGCCUCCGCCUCCGCCAUUGACAUUGGCAUCUCAGGACCGAAGAAUUGGCUGAAAGAGCAAAAGAAGAAAGCAUCCAAGUUCCUAUUGGCCCCCGUCGAUGCCUCUCGCGAAACCCUUCGUUCUGCUUAUCUCUCACUCACGGAACCCGACGCUGCUUAUACGGAUGAGGAUUUGCAGAGAUUUCAGCAGCUCUUUAGAUCUGCUGCCAGGGAUUGCGUCCCACAGGAUAGAAAUUCUUUCGUCACUUUCCAAGCCAAAACCGGAGUAGAGGUGUGCACGUUUCGGUUGAUUGUGAAGAAUGCAGCCUCCUUGCUUGGAAAUAAGGAUCCUGUAAAGUUGAAAGCGGAAGCUUUGCUAGAUAAUCUUAUAAGAUCUUUCACCUCUAUCAGUGGGCUGGCAAGCGAAACCAACAUUCAACUUGCAUCAGAUAGAAGAAAGAUGGCCAAUGCUGUAUCGGAUACCAUAUCUUCUCUUGACAAAUUUGAGCAGGGAAUCAGGGACUGCCUUGAAAUCUGAUUGUAAAGGAUAGCCUCCUACUUUUUAAUGGGGAAAGUUAAAAUCGUGAAAACUAUUGGUGCAAGCAUCAGUUUUCUGCCAUCAUCUGUGUGCUGACUGCUGAAAAUAACAAUAUUUUUUUUGCCCUAGUUAAGCUACUUACUAGUUCUCUCAAUCUAAAAUCUGUAAGCACUCUUUCAAUACAUAUCUGCUAUGCUUUUUGAUGCAUUAAUUCAUCUGAUUCGUUUUGUAGAGGAAACACGUUUUUUACAGCUUUAUGCUUUCUAUAUUAAUGAGUAUUGUCAUAAUUUCAAUUACUGAUAAUGUAAUAAAUUCUAGUCAUUUCUUUAAUAAGGGUAUAUGCUAGAAAGUUCUGAAAUCACUUUCUUAAAAUCAGCCAAAAGAUAUGUAAAUUUUAUGUUUUUCCUAAUUUGCUUUUGCUUGUUUGGACUGUGUGAAGAAUG